This is a messenger RNA of Tachysurus vachellii, 1426 nucleotides long. It is a transcript of the gene tob1b, whose product is annotated as transducer of ERBB2, 1b. The transcript is spliced from 2 exons. The record is from RefSeq and is a predicted model, not a curated record. NCBI's taxonomy places the organism in Eukaryota, Metazoa, Chordata, Actinopteri, Siluriformes, Bagridae. Gene Ontology annotation, cellular component: nucleus; cytoplasm. Gene Ontology annotation, molecular function: transcription corepressor activity. Gene Ontology annotation, biological process: regulation of gene expression. Bases 393 to 1373 code for a protein of 326 amino acids.
AAGUGCAGAGUUGUAAAAAAAAAAAAGAAAAACCUCCCGCGGGCAGUGAGUGGGGGAAGUCAGACUGAUUGUCAAGAAGCAAACUGUCCCAAACAGGGAAGGAAAAACAAAGCAUAAGCAAGAAUAAAAAAAGCACUAACUGGAAUAACAACCUUUAUCAGCUCUGCGGAAGUCACUAAACUACAUCCGGGGAUCUGAACCUGUGUCCUGCUCGCUCGUGCUUGCGUGAUAGAGAAGACUUCCCUGUGGAAAGAGAGAUCUGUUCGCAGCAGCCAUUGUUCCUGUUUUUCCCCCAAACUGAUCAAUUACUGCCUAGGAGGUUUUUAUUUUGCAACACUCGGCUUGAGCAGCUCUCGAAGGCACGCACGCGCACUUGCAACUGUGAAGCAGCUAUGCAGCUUGAAAUCCAAGUAGCCCUCAACUUCAUCAUAUCCUAUCUGUACAACAAGCUCCCUCGUCGUCGGGUGAACAUCUUUGGUGAAGAGCUCGAGCGGCAGUUGAAAAAGAAAUAUGAAGGUCAUUGGUACCCUGACAAGCCAUAUAAAGGGUCUGGGUUCAGGUGUAUACAUGUCGGGGAGAAGGUCGAUACGGUAGUGGAAGAAGCAGCCAAAGAGAGCGGGAUUGACAUCGAAGAUGUCCGGAACAACUUGCCUCAGGACCUCAGUGUGUGGAUCGACCCGUUUGAGGUCUCAUACCAGAUCGGGGAGAAAGGACCUAUCAAGGUGCUUUAUGUGGACGAUAAUGGCGAGAAUGGGUCUGAGUUGGACAAGGAGAUCAGGAAUAGUUUUAACCCCGAUGCUCAGGUCUUCAUGCCAAUCAGCGAUCCUGUGGGUGUCUCCUCAGAGUCUAGCUCUCCGUCGCCCCCAUUUGGUCAGUCUGCUUCUGUCAGCCCCUCAUUCAUGCCACGCUCCACCCAACCUUUAACUUUCACCACAGCCACUUUCGCCGCCACCAAGUUCGGCUCCACGAAAAUGAAGAGCAGCAGCCGUGGGGGUGGGAGCAAGGUGGCACGCACAUCUCCCACCAACCUGGGCCUGAAUGUGACCAGCCUACUGAAGCAUAAAGCCAUUUCCAAUUCCAUGCAUUCUCUUUACGGUCUCGGGCUCGGAGGGCAGCCGCAGCCAAAGGCCUCUGCGCUCUCUCCUAAUGCCAAGGAGUUCGUUUUCCCUAACCUCCAGAGCCAGAGCAGCUCCACCGCCAUGUUCAGUAAUGAGAAUCCGCUCAGCCUCAGCCCUCUUCAGUACAACAAUGCCUUCGACGUGUUCACAGCCUACGGGAGCCUCAACGACAAGUCUCUCAUGGAUGGUCUAAACUUCAGCCUAAGCAACAUGCAGUAUUCUAACCAGCAAUUCCAGCCAGUCAUGGCUAACUAAUGAAUCCAGAAUUUAUUUAUGAAUUAUUGUUGGCAAAAGGAAAGAGAUAAAAA